Enterospora canceri is the source of this 225-nucleotide messenger RNA. The record is from the annotation of a GenBank genome assembly. NCBI's taxonomy places the organism in Eukaryota, Fungi, Microsporidia, Enterocytozoonidae.
AUGUCUGAGAAGAAGCUCUUUAUCAAGUUUGAACGAGUUAAAAACAUCGGCAGAAUUGAAACAGAGUACAAGAAGAUAAAGAAGGAGCUUGCUGAAUUACAGGGGGAAAUAGAACGAAUUAGAGAAGAGAGAGGGAAAAUAAACCUGGAAAAAAUUACAGCUAGAAGGAAGCAGCUUGAGACUGAAUACACUAACAUGAUUGAUGGAAUGGAUUUAUUCAAAUGA